This is a messenger RNA of Geodia barretti, 3666 nucleotides long. NCBI's taxonomy places the organism in Eukaryota, Metazoa, Porifera, Demospongiae, Tetractinellida, Geodiidae. The record is from the annotation of a GenBank genome assembly.
AGGUAGCUAGUUAGAACAGAAAAUUACAACAUUAAUCAGUGCUUAUAGAAAGUUCCACUGUACAAUGGAGAUUUUAACUGUAUAUAGAACUGAAAUUUAAAUCAGGAUGGCCCCUAUGGGCUUUCAUUUUACGGGCUAAAUGUGUGCAUAAUGAGUGCUAAUUACAAUUUUCAGAUGACAGUAGUAACUGUACAAGUAUUACAGAAGAGUGCAUUGGUUCAUUCGACUACUGUGGCACUCUGUAUGGACCUAAUGGCUACCAAGAUAUAAUUUGCGUGGAUGGCCAGUGCCGAUGCCCUGGAAAUGACUUCUACGACUACUGCACUUGUCUACCACAUAUUGGCAGUUGUUUGAUAAAACAAGACUCUGCAUCUAUCGUUGGGACUCCAACUACUGAUGGAGACUCUGAGACAACUUAUGGUUGUGUGGCAUCAGACAACUGUAACUAUGAAGUCCAUGUCAUAGGAAAUCAUGAGAGCAGUAAUGGAAGACAAGCGUGGUUAUUUACAAACCAGAGUAGCGGGAGACACAGACGUGGUAGUCAGAGUCUCUGGAGAGAGUCCUCGUCCUCUCAUACUAGUUCUGACAUCCUAUGAGCCAGUGAGGUGGAGACUGAGUGUCACUAGUGGAGUCACCAUCGACAGAGUCAUUCUGAGUGGAUACUAUGCCAGUGCUGUCACUUCAAGCAUCAGCAAUGCUAUUAGACAAACUGAGACACUGAGGGAGCCUGACAAUCACUCUGGAUAUGGGUUUGAUCAUCAUGAAGAAGGAAGAACUUCAAAGUUUCUGCUCUACCUUCAACAAAGAUUUGGUCCUAUCACUUCAUUCAGCGGUAGCUUCAGGGCGAAUCGAUGGGCGCUCAAUAUUCACAGAUCGUCAAGUUGCAGUUUCAACAACAUGACUCGCAGUUGUCCGGUGCCCUCUGCUCCAGAGAAUGGAACAGUGAAUGUGACUGGAGUCCAGCCAAUUGUUGCCAAGUACAGUUGUCAUGAGGGAACUCUGGUUGGAUCAGAGAUGAGGACAUGUCUGGGUAAUGGUUCCUGGUUUGGAGUUGAACCUUCCUGCAGAACUGGAAACGUGUGUACAGUAGCUCCAAUUCGAGAGUGCCCAUCCCACAUGUACUGUGGAGAUCUCCCCAGCUCCCAUGACGACUACUUUGAAAUUACCUGUGGUGAAGAUAAUGAUUGCAGGUGUCCUGGGAAUGACUACUAUGACAACUGCACAUGCUUACCUCAUAUUGGCAGUUGUCUGAUAGAAAAAAACUCAGACUCUAAUGUUGGAACACCAACAUCAUAUGGUGGGGGGCAAGAGACAACAUAUAGCUGUGUGGCAUCUGACAACUGUAACUAUGAAGUCCAUGUCAUUGGAAACUAUGAGAGCAGUAAUGGAUUACAUGGGGGGCCAUUUACAACCAGAGUAGCAGGAGUCACAGACGUGGUAGUCAGAGUCUCUGGAGAGAGUCCUCGUCCUCUCAUACUAGUUCUGACAUCGUAUGAGCCAGUGAGGUGGAGACUGAGUGUCACUAGUGGAGUCACCAUUGACAGAGUCAUUAUGAGUGGAUAUUGUGUUGGUGUCAGUUCAAGCCCCAGCAACGCUAUUAAAGAACUAGAGACACUGAGGGUGCCUGACAAUUACUAUGGAUAUGGCGCUGAUCAUGAAGUUGGAGGAACUUCAAAGCUUCUGCUCUACCUUCAACAAAGAUUUGGUCCUGUCACUUCAUUCAGUGGUAGCUUCAGAGCUGAUCGAUGGGAACUCAAUGUUCACAGGACAUCAGGUUGCAGUUUCAACAGUAUGACUCGCAGUUGUCCGGUGCCCUUUGCUCCAGAAAAUGGAGCAGUGAAUGUGACUGGAGUCCAGCCAAUUGUUACCAAGUACAGUUGUCAUGUGGGAACUCUGGUUGGACCAGAGAUGAGGACAUGUCUGGAAAGUGGCUGGUCUGGAGAGGAACCUUUCUGUGGUCCUGGAGACACAUGCAGAGAGGGAGAAUUUAGAUGUGCAGAUGGAUCAGGAACCUGCUACCCACUUUCAUUCAUAUGUGAUGGAUAUCUAGACUGCAGUGAUGGAUCAGAUGAAGAACACUGUGACAUAUGUUCUGGAGACAUAAUAUGUGGAGAGGGAGAAUUUAGAUGUGCAGAUGGAUCAGGAACCUGCUACCCACUUUCAUUCAUAUGUGAUGGAUAUUCAGACUGCAGCGAUGGAUCAGAUGAAGAACACUGUGACAUAUGUUCUGGAGACAUAAUAUGUGGAGAGGGAGAAUUUAGAUGUGCAGAUGGAUCAGGAACCUGCUACCCACUUUCAUUCAUAUGUGAUGGAUAUCCAGACUGCAGCGACGGAUCAGAUGAGCAACAUUGUGACAUAUUUGAGCUCACCAGUCCCAGUGAUCUGUUUAUGGAUGAGGGAGCAGUGGAGAGCUUCACUAUCUGCUUAACUGUCAUGGAGGAAGUGGAAGGCUUUAUAUUAAGGGAGUUUAGUAUUGUUACUUACCAAGCUGUUGCAGGAUCAGCGAAAGAUGAGAUUGAUUAUACCCUUUUUAACCAAACAAUAACAUUUGUGGGAAACUAUUCUCUUGGAGACUCUGAGUGUGCAGUGGUGGAUGUGACAACCAUCGACGAUAACAUUGUGGAGGGAACUGAAGUCAUCUCAGUCUUCAUUACUCCUGGACCUACAGCAACCAUCUCCAUUUUCAUCAUUGAUAAUGAUUAUUUGGAGGUUGGUUUUGAGAGUGAGUCACUCUCUGUGUCUGAAUCAGCUGGUGGUGUGGAGAUAGCAGUGAGGGUGUUUCCUGAUCGAGAACGGAAAUAUUCCUGACAUUGGCAAACCAUUUGGUCUGAGGGUUACCAGCAAAGAUGGGUCAGCUGUUGCGGGGAUGGACUAUCAAAGAGUGUUGUCAACAGUAUACUUCCGUCCGGGUGAAAAUCCAGUGUCUGUGUUGGAGAUCAGUAUCAUUGAUGAUGGACUAAAGGAAGACAAUGAAGUGUUUGCUCUUGAACUGACAAGUUUUGAUCUACCUGUUGUUCUGGUCAAUAGCGUUCUAAAAGUUGUCUUGAACGACAAUGAUGACGGGUGUCCCGACCUAAAGGCUCCAGCAAAUGGCUCUAUUCACUACACUAGUUCAGAUGUUGGCUCACAGGCAAACUACUCUUGCAAUGAGGGAUAUACACUGGUUGGGAUGAGUAACAGAGUCUGUCAGAAUGAUGGGACUUGGAGUGGACAGCCACCUCUCUGCCAGAGUGAGGUGUGUACUGUGGAACUGGAUGGGCCGAUUGAAGUAACUGGAAGUUCGGCCACCUAUUCAUUCAGUGGUGUUGGUACUGGGAUCAGUGGCUACAUCUGUAGAUUGGAUGCAGUUGUCCUACCAGACUGUUUAGGUCCACUGACUGGACUCAGUCGUGGGUCACACCGACUGAGGGUGGUUCCUGUUGGGUGCAGCGUUAAUGAAGGAGCUACGUUUCUAUUUGAUGUUUGAAACUUCGAGAGUUUAACUGACUUUUUUCCCUGAGUUGUAGAUGUUAGGAAUUUUCUGCAAGAUUAAAUUUGACAACUCAUGACAUAGUUUUAGUAGUUCGUUUCAGUAGGUUACUAACAUCUACUUGUUGAAUAUGUACAAAAAUGCUGUGAAUUUAACAAGCACUUUGUGUUUUGACAUUGUGAUGAUGUUGGUUGUUG